UCGUGGGCUUGAUCCUCUCGCCGCUGCUGCCGCCUCCUCUGCCGCCGCCCUCGGUUGGACCUUGGUGGGGCACGAUGAGCGGCGCCGGGGACAGGGCUCCGGGAGGAGAUGCUGCCUCUCAGGCCGCGGGGGAACCCGGCCCCGCCGCCGCCAAGGGUCCCGGCGGGGAGCCCCCGCCCGCGAUGCUGAGCGUGGACUUGGCGGGGUUGUGCGCGCAGUUCGCCCGCAGCUUCGUGUUGCUGUUCCCUGUAUACGUGCUGGGCUACCUGGGGCUGAGCUUCCUGUGGAUACUGCUGGGGCUGCUGCUGCUCUUCUGGUGCCGGAGGAACAAGGGCCACAAGACCUCCCGCUUCUACCGGGCACUGGCCUUCCUGGAGAACGAGGAGCAGGCGGUGCGGCUCAGCAUCUGCACCUCUGACCUGCCCGCUUGGGUCCAUUUUCCUGACACUGAAAGAGCAGAAUGGCUAAAUAAGACUGUAAAGCACAUGUGGCCUUUUAUUUGCCAGUUUAUAGAGAAAUUGUUUCGAGAAACAAUAGAACCAGCUGUUCGGGGAGCAAAUGCUCACCUUAGUACCUUCAGUUUCACAAAGAUUGAUAUGGGUCAUCAGCCCCUGAGGAUUAAUGGUGUUAAAGUGUACACUGAAAAUGUGGACAAACGACAGAUUAUUUUGGACCUUCAGAUCAGUUUUGUGGGAAAUUGUGAGAUUGAUUUGGAGAUCAAGAGAUACUUCUGUAGAGCUGGAGUGAAAAGUAUACAGAUUCAUGGUACAAUGAGAGUUAUCUUAGAACCAUUGAUUGGGGACAUGCCAUUAGUUGGAGCUCUGUCCAUUUUCUUCCUCAGAAAACCUCUUUUGGAAAUUAAUUGGACAGGACUAACUAAUCUUCUGGAUAUUCCUGGACUAAAUGGCUUAUCAGAUACUAUCAUUCUGGAUAUAAUAUCCAAUUACUUGGUGCUUCCUAAUCGAAUCACAGUUCCUCUUGUCAGUGAAGUUCAGAUUGCUCAGUUGCGAUUCCCUAUACCAAAGGGUGUUUUAAGAAUACAUUUCAUUGAAGCUCAGGAUCUGCAGGGUAAAGAUACUUAUCUUAAGGGCCUGGUCAAAGGAAAAUCAGACCCCUAUGGAGUUAUUCGGGUCGGCAACCAAAUCUUUCAAAGCAAGGUCAUCAAAGAAAAUCUCAGUCCAAAAUGGAAUGAAGUUUAUGAGGCUUUAGUUUAUGAACAUCCUGGGCAGGAGUUAGAAAUUGAGCUCUUUGAUGAAGACCCAGACAAGGAUGAUUUCCUCGGAAGUCUGAUGAUCGAUCUGAUGGAAGUUGAGAAGGAACGCCUCUUAGAUGAGUGGUUCACUCUGGAUGAGGUCCCUAAAGGAAAAUUACAUUUGAAACUGGAGUGGCUCACGUUGAUGCCAAAUGUUUUGAAUCUUGAUAAGGUGCUAACAGGUAUUAAAGCUGACAAAAACCAAGCCAAUGAUGGCCUUUCUUCUGCAUUGCUUAUCUUAUAUUUGGAUUCAGCAAGAAAUCUUCCAAGUAAUCCAUUAGAAUUUAACCAUGAUGGCUUGAAGAAGGCUGCAGUUCAGAAAGCUUUAAAGUCUGGGAAGAAAAUAAACAGCAACCCUAACCCACUGGUCCAAAUAUCAGUUGGACACACGGCCCAGGAGAGCAAGAUUCGAUAUAAGACCAACGAACCUGUUUGGGAAGAAAAUUUCACCUUCUUCAUUCACAAUCCCAAGCGUCAGGACCUUGAAGUUGAGGUCAAGGAUGAACAGCAUCAGUGUUCCUUGGGGAACCUGAAGAUUCCUCUCAGCCAGCUGUUGGCAAGUGAUGACUUGACAAUGAAUCAACGGUUCCAGCUCAGUAAUUCUGGUCCAAACAGCACUAUAAAAAUGAAGAUUGCCCUCAGGGUGCUGUAUCUUGAAAAACAAGAAAGGUCUCCAGAUCACCAACAUUCAGCCCAAGUGAAGAGACCCUCUGUUUCCAAGGAGGGGAGGAAAACAUCUGUUAAAUCUCACGUCACUGCACCAGCAGUUUCUGAUUCCAGCAAAAUGGUCUCAGUCCCAUCAAUACCUGACAGUACGAGAAAGACUGAUGUGGAUGAAAAAGGUCAACCUCCUAAUGCUAGUCCUCAGUGGCCAUCUGAUCUCAGCCAAAGUUCCUCCAGCCUCCACACCUCCAAUGUCACCUCUUCCCCAAGCCACCUUUCCAUCAAGGAGCCCACCCCCAGCAUAGCAUCAGACAUUUCACUGCCCAUUGCCACACAGGAACUUCGGCAAAGACUUCGACAGCUUGAAAAUGGAACAACAUUGGGGCAGUCUCCCCUGGGGCAGAUUCAGUUGACAAUACGUCACAGUUCACAAAGAAAUAAACUUAUUGUGGUUGUGCAUUCCUGUAGAAAUCUUAUUGCCUUUUCUGAGGAUGGCUCUGAUCCGUAUGUUCGAAUGUAUUUACUUCCAGACAAGAGAAGAUCAGGAAGAAGAAAAACACAUGUAUCAAAGAAAACAUUAAAUCCAGUCUUUGAUCAAAGCUUUGAUUUUAGUGUUUCAUUACCAGAAGUGCAAAGGAGAACCCUGGAUGUAGCUGUCAAGAACAGUGGUGGCUUCUUGUCCAAAGACAAAGGGCUUCUGGGUAAAUUGUUGGUAUCUCUGGCCUCUGAGGAUCUUGCCAAAGGCUGGACUCAGUGGUAUGACUUGACAGAAGAUGGUACAAGACCACAGGCUGUAAAUUAGAUCUUCUUUCGACAUGAAGAAUUUCUCCUUGCAUAUUGUACUUAGCCAAUCUUUAUACACUUUGAAUGCAUCAUUUUCACAGAUGUUUCAAUAUUAUUUUUAUAGUUUUAUGUAUUUAGUUAUUACACACCCCAAAGGUUUUAUAAAUUUUAACACAUUGACAUUUUUUGCAGAUUUAGCCAGUUUUAUUGUUAAAUUUCAUAUUUUAAUUUACUCUAAUGUUUUGCCUAUUAUUAUAAUGUGCAAUAGAGUGGUAGAGUGACUUGUUGUUAAAUGGAAACAUUUGUCAUUUGUGUCGUUUAGAAAAUGAAUAUAUGAUAUGCUUUAUUACUGCCUUGUUUUGUAUAUCACCAAGGCACACUAUGCCAUGUAAAUAGACUUAUUUUUUAUAAUCUCUUCAUGCUGGUUUGAAGUCAGAUGAAAAUGGAUCAAGGGAAUAUAUAUAUAUUUUCUUCAAGUUCAUAUUAAAUUCUUGUGACAAAUAAUCCUUUUAUUUGACCUUUACAGCAAAAUGGUCUCAGUGACUUAUUUUGUGGGGUUUCUUUUUAAAAAAGAAAAAAAACUGAAAAGACUAUUAAAAUUACUGUUUUUCUUGUCCAUUGUGGCUUAAUGAAAGUGUACAAAAUAUUAACAUUUUUACAUUAAGUUCUAUUAUUGAAAAGUCAUGAUAAUGACUCCUAAGAAAAGUGUUUUUAGUACUAAGAAAUAUAAAAGUAUUAUAUUUGAAGAGACAGUUGUCAUGCUCCACAAAUCAUAGAGUACAGAAAAUUAUAGAGUGCAGAUCUGGACUUUCUUACAUAGAAAUGAAGACAUUUGAAUUUAUUUUUAAUUGCCUGUUUAUUGUAACUUAUUCAUGUAAUCUAAAACUUAGGUAUAUAUCAUCUCUUUCCUAAAAGAUGAGUAAAGCAGUUUUCCAUAUUAGAAAUUAAGAUGUCAAAAAUAAAUACUCAUAAAUCAUAUUAAUUUUCAUUGUUUUAACAGCCUAUUAAAAAGAGAUUUAUAAACUUAGCAAUGAAAAGCUGAGAAUAUAUAUUGUAAAAUGCUGAAUUCAAAGCUGAUCUUUCUCUUGACCCCACUUCAGUGAAGUGAAAAACGUGCUUUUAAUGAUAGUUUGUCCUGAGUUUAUAACAUGUAUCAGACAUUAUCACCAUUAAACUGAGACAUUAUUACAUUCUGCUGCUAUGUAGAGGUUACUGGAAUGACCAAAGGGGAUUUAACAUAGCUGCAGGGUUGUGACAAACAGCAGCUAUUGGCUAUAACCCAAAAUUUUAUUGCUUUCGUUAGUUUGGGUUAUGAACAUUGUUGCAUACAAAAUUUAGAAUCCUCUUUUAAAGACUUUGAAAGCAUAUUUCACACACAGGAGCCUGCUUAGGUGUGGAGGAAUAUGCUAUAUACUUCAUAUAUAAAAAGUAUGCACUUAGUUUAAAAAUAAAAAUUUUUUUAGUCAAGUGACACAAAUGACUUCGUUACCUAUGAGAAUAAGUUAAGGUUAAGUAAUAAAUUCUUUUAAAAACAGCUUUAUAAUGAACUCAGCUCAAGUUUCAUCAAACUCAACAACUUAUGACAGCUCACAUGACCAAACAUACCAAAGUGCCUGUUGUGGAUAUUAGAUUCCAGAACCUUCUAAUUUAACGUCACUUUUAGUUGAAAAUACUUUGAUUCCUGAGGUCUACUUAUAGUGGGAGUAAGUAUCUUCACUACUCAUUUUCACUCUGGUAAAAAUGAUAGUGCCACAGUGAAGUGAAAUAAUUGUGUUAUCCUUAAAUGAAAUUUCACUGGAAGACCUCAUCAUUAACAGGCUCCAAUGUGGAUAUGUGUCGUGUUGGUGACCAUUCCAAAAGAAAGUGUGUUUAUAUAUUCCGUAUAUAUACAUAUAUGUAUAUAUGUGUGUGUAUAUAUAAUAUAUAUCUCACAUAGCACGAGAAAGAUCUAUAUAUUAACCUGUUAAAAUCUAGUUGUCUAUCCAUGAUUUACUGAACACCACCUUUUUACAGUGAGUUCUGUUGCUGGGCCUCUGGCACAGGGAGGUAGGGAGGAAAAUGCAAUGCUUAUUACAUCACAGUUAUCUGGAUUAAAGUUCUGGAACAAUGGAAUUUUACAUAUAGUUAUUUGCUUCUUUACCUAAAAAAAAUAUGUAGUUUUUCUUUUUGGGACGAAGUGCUUCAUUAGAUUAUUUAGGACAGUAUAAAAGCAACUAGAGGGGGAGAAAAAUAUCGAGAGAGAGAAACAAAAGACAGAGGUGUAAAGCAGUUUGGCAGUGUUAUAUUUAGUAGCCUAGCCUGAGAGCCCAAUUUUGUGAGGCACAGUUCCUAUUUCUGUUAAUUAAGUACCCUAGGGUUGCUGUCACCAAGGAGUUUGACUCCAGAAUGGUUCGAGGGUUGACCCUUUAUCUGUAGAGUAUGAGAAUUCCAGUACCUGUCCUUAGUUGUUUAAAAGAAAAGAUGACAGCUUAAGGUGGAUGUUAUAGCAAAAAAAACAGUGGUAAGAUUAGGAACAAAAGGGGGAUGAUCUAGUAUGAAAUACUUGAAAGAUUAGGUUAUGGGAUGAUCAUGAAGACUAGAUUGUUAGAAUUAUAUUCUUAAUAGUGGAAAAAUUCAGUUUGUAUUAAUUUUUAAUUUUUGAUACAUGUGUUAAGUGAGUAGAGGACUUAACACUUUUCAUUUUGACAGGAAAAAAAAAUCUACUUAAAUGAGUUUCAAACAGCAAUUCUGGUUAGUUUGUACAUGUGGAUUGUAUAUCCUGUGCCUUAAAGUAUAAAGUGCAAAAGUAUUGUUGUUUUCAAUGUUUCAAAAAAAUUAAAGGAAAAAAAUUUUUUUUGUUGUACAUAUCACCAUUUAUAUUUUAUGCUAUGAAAAUUUCUACAAAAAUUCUCUUGCUUUGGUGAGAAGGGCUUUAAAAAAUAAAUUUUUAAAAAAAUCAGUGAAAGUGUAUUCCCAAUGUGAUUCAGUGUGGGUAGCACUUGUAAUUUGGACUAAAGUUGUUCUUUUUGUCACAAUUCCUUCUAUUUCAGAGUUGCAGGAAUCUGUAAAAUUAGAAAUCAGUGAAGAGUCUUUUUUUUUUUUUAUAGGUUAUCCUUUUUUGCUUAAGUAAUUUACAUGACAGUGCAUGUAUUUAUUCAAUAAAUGAUUCAUAUGGUGGAUGGUU
Vombatus ursinus (common wombat) is the source of this 5861-nucleotide messenger RNA. RefSeq names its product extended synaptotagmin 2 (gene ESYT2). The transcript has 23 exons. Gene Ontology annotation, biological process: lipid transport. Lineage: Eukaryota; Metazoa; Chordata; Mammalia; Diprotodontia; Vombatidae. Gene Ontology annotation, molecular function: lipid binding. The record is from RefSeq and is a predicted model, not a curated record. Bases 75 to 2717 code for a protein of 880 amino acids.